AAUACACACAGUCUUCUUUCACAAUCACUCUUGGAUUGAGGAAGUGUUGCCAUGAAUAACUCCAGCAUGUCAACCACGGACAAUUAUUCUGACUACUAUGGCUUAAGUACAGAUGAUGUCAAGUUCCAGGCCAGUGACAACAGCAAUGUAAGGAACUUUAGCCGAGUUUUCCUCCCUCCAGUCUACAGCAUUGUCUUCAUUUUGGGGUUCAUUGGCAAUGGCCUGGUGUUAUGUGUCCUGGUCAAGUAUCACAAACCAUUCAACAUGUCAGAUCUGUGUCUCUUCAACCUGGCCAUUUCAGACCUUCUCUUCCUUAUGUCAUUGCCUUUCUGGGCCUACUAUGCUGCCAUCGCUGAGUGGAACUUUGGGGACUUCAUGUGCCAUGCAGUGACAGCACUCUACAUGCUAGGCUUCUACGGAAGUAUCUUCUUCAUGAUCCUCAUGACGGUGGACCGCUACGCUGUCAUUGUCCACACCUAUACCUCCCUUUUCUCCAAGCAUCGGUCUGUCAGAGCCAGCAUAGCACUGGCUUUGUUUGUGUGGACACUGAGCUUGGUAGCCUCUCUGCCAGCCAUCAGUUUCUCAAAAGUGAAUACUACGAGUAUAUCAAAUGUAUCAAAAUGCAUGGUGGAAUAUUCAGAAAGGAAAAUGUGGAAGUCAUUUCAUUACAUUCAGCUGAACAUCUUUGGUUUUAUUAUUCCUCUCUCAGUGAUGCUGUUCUGUUACUCACGCAUCAUCCCCAUCUUAAUGACCAUGAAAUCUCAGAAGAAACACAAAGCUGUCAGGCUCAUGGUGGUCUUGGUCACUGUUUUCUUCCUUUUCUGGACGCCCUACAACAUUGCCAUUUUCCUGAAGUUCCUGCAAGAACUGGGCUACAUGACUAGCCCUCAGUGGGAUCAGAACCUGCAAAUGGCUAUACAGUGGGUGGAAUCCAUAGCAUUCAGUCACUGCUGCCUCAACCCCAUAAUCUACGCUUUUGUGGGGCAGAAAUUCAGGAAUUUAUUUCUAAAGCUCCUGAAACAGUGGUUUCCUCAUUGCUUUGGCCAGUGCACAAUAGUUGAAAGUGAGUCCUCAGAGAGGACGGCCUCUAUGUACUUACGUGCCUCAGAAAUUUUCAGCAGAAAGACAAAAGUGUAACCGUUAUCACUUGUUAUCCCCCAAACCUAUUUCAAUUUGUAAAAAGUCCAUCAUAUUUUGACUAUAUUCCCCUUUUUUCCAGAUUAGGCUGAUGAUUAUUUGUUAUUUUAUAUUAUUUAUACAUACUUUAUGUAAUUAGUUCAUUUUGAAGUAAUUGUGCACAUAUUGCCUGCAGCACGUAACGAGUCCCUUGUAAGAAAUUGUAGAAUAUUUCAUCAAAUUAUAUUACCAAUAAAUCCUUAUUUAUAAAUAAAACAUUCAACAAACAUUUGUUGGCAGAA
Messenger RNA from Neoarius graeffei (lesser salmon catfish), 1418 nucleotides. Its product is annotated as C-C chemokine receptor type 5-like. Gene Ontology annotation, cellular component: membrane. Lineage: Eukaryota; Metazoa; Chordata; Actinopteri; Siluriformes; Ariidae. The transcript is spliced from 2 exons. The record is from RefSeq and is a predicted model, not a curated record. Bases 52 to 1137 code for a protein of 361 amino acids. Gene Ontology annotation, biological process: G protein-coupled receptor signaling pathway; immune response; chemotaxis. Gene Ontology annotation, molecular function: chemokine receptor activity.